Messenger RNA from Salvia splendens (bonfire salvia), 1649 nucleotides. Its product is annotated as probable LRR receptor-like serine/threonine-protein kinase At3g47570. Lineage: Eukaryota; Viridiplantae; Streptophyta; Magnoliopsida; Lamiales; Lamiaceae. The record is from RefSeq and is a predicted model, not a curated record. The transcript is spliced from 4 exons. Bases 1 to 1611 code for a protein of 536 amino acids. Gene Ontology annotation, biological process: protein phosphorylation. Gene Ontology annotation, molecular function: protein kinase activity; ATP binding; protein binding.
AUGAACAAGCUUGUGGGUCCCAUACAUGAAUGCUUGGGUGGUGUUAAAUCCUUGAGAGUCAUCAACUUAGGUUCCAACCAAUUGAACUCAACCAUCCCUCCUAACUUUUGGACUCUCACAGACCUUCUGACUUUGAGCUUGUCCUCCAAUCAUUUGAGCGGUCAAUUGUCAUCUAAACAUGGCAACUUCAAGUUACUUAGCUCUUUGGACUUGUCUUCUAAUCAAUUUUCAGGUGAUAUUCCCACCUCAAUUGAUGGUUGCCAAACACUAGAGUUUCUUAACUUAUCAAAUAAUUUUCUCAGUGGAUCCAUUCCUCAAUCCUUGGUAAAGGUUAAAGGUUUGAAAAUAUUGGAUUUAUCUUACAAUAAUCUUUCUGGAUCAAUACCCAAGUCCUUAGAAGACCUCCUCUCUCUUGAAACUUUUAAUAUUUCCAACAACAAAUUGGAGGGAAAAAUUCCAGAUGGUGGUUGUUUUCGUAACUUCAGUGCACCAUGCGUAAACGGAAAAAAAGUAGCCCUUUCAGUUGAUGUCUCACCACAAAUUGCUGAAUGCAGAAGAAUUUCUUACACAGAACUUGAACGAGGAACAAGUUCAUUUAGUGAAACCAACCUACUUGGAAGAGGUAGUUUUGGUUCUGUAUUCGAAGCAACACUUUCUGAUGGGUUGAAAGUUGCAGUAAAAGUGUUCAACUUGGAACUACAAGGAGCACUAAGGAGCUUAGAUGUUGAAACCACUAUAUUGAGCAGCAUUCGACACAGAAACUUAGUUCGAGUUAUUGGAUGUUGUUGUAAUAUGGAGUUUAAAGCAUUGAUUCUCACAUACAUGCCAAAUGGGAGCUUGGAUAAAUGGUUACAUUCAGACAUGUAUAGUCUAGAUCUUAAACAGAGGUUGAAAAUAGCAAUAGAUGUUGCGGCCGCCUUGGAAUAUCUUCACCAUGGCCAUACAUCCCCGGUUGUUCAUUGUGAUAUAAAGCCAAGCAAUGUGUUGCUUGAUCAAGACAUGGUUGCCCAUCUUGCUGAUUUUGGUAUUUCUAAGCUUUUUGAUGGAGGGGAGACUUUCAUCCAAACACAAACAGUGGCGUCGUUUGGCUAUGCAGCACCAGAGUUUGGAAUGGAAGGCAUAGUGUCAAUUAGUGGUGAUGUGUACAGCUUUGGGAUACUGCUGCUGGAGAUGUUCACUGGAAAGAAGCCAACGGAUGAUAUGUUCGAUGAAGAAAGGAGUUUGAAAGAGUGGGUAAGUGAAGCAUUGGAGCAAAAUGCAGCAGCUGAAGUGGUGGCGCCUAAUUUGCUAUCAAUAGAAGAUCAACAUUUUUCAGCAAAGGAGCAAUGUUUCUUUUCCAUAUUUGAAUUGGCAAUGAAAUGUUUAGCCGUUUCAACAGAUGAGAGAAUCAACAUGAUUGAAGCAGCUACUGCUCUGCACAAGAUCCAUGCCACAUUUGUAGCAGCUACUGAAAUGCUUCGUCCUCGAUAUGCUUUUCCUUUGGCAGCACGGAGCUAUGAGGUCACGGGUUCAAACCUUGCCACCCGCUGGCAGACUUUCGGCCUUAAUCCGCAAACUCGGUCGAACAUGAUUAGUCGGAUUCCACCAAAGGCGGGUUCGGGACACCUGUAGUCAAACAAAAAAAAAUUUAAGCAAUGCAAUAUUGUACA